This is a messenger RNA of Bufo gargarizans (Asiatic toad), 6123 nucleotides long. RefSeq names its product filamin-B-like. Lineage: Eukaryota; Metazoa; Chordata; Amphibia; Anura; Bufonidae. Bases 11 to 5764 code for a protein of 1917 amino acids. Gene Ontology annotation, molecular function: actin filament binding. The transcript is spliced from 35 exons. Gene Ontology annotation, biological process: actin cytoskeleton organization. The record is from RefSeq and is a predicted model, not a curated record.
UAGUCCAUACAUGGCUUACAUCCAGCCUGCAUCUGGAGAUUGUAAUCCAGAUAAGGUUAAAGCGUAUGGUCCCGGACUAGAGAAGACUGGAUGCAUAGUCAAUAAUCCAGCAGAAUUUUAUGUCGAUCCAAGAGAUGCCGGGACGGCACCUUUAAAAUUUUUUGCCCAGGUGAAUAUUGGUCAAGGUAGUCACCCACAAAAUGUGAAAGUUUUUGGCCCGGGUGUGGAGAAGACUGGUCUGAAGGCAAAUGAUCCAACACACUUUACGGUGGACUGUACGGAGGCUGGAGAGGGGGACGUAAGCGUCAGAAUCAAAUGCGAUGCCCAUGUGAUCAGUGAUGAAGAAGAGGACAUUGAUUUUGAUAUCAUCCCCAACGCCAAUGACACCUUUACUGUCAAAUACAUGCCCCCUGGCGCUGGGCGGUACACCAUUAAGGUUCUGUUUGCUGGAGAGGAAAUCCCAUUCAGAAUCAAAGUUGAGCCCUCACACGAUGUCAGCAAAGUGAAGGCUGAAGGUCCUGGGCUGAAUAAAUCUGGUGUUGAAAAUGGAAAACCCACGCACUUCACCGUCUUUACCAAAGGAGCUGGAAAAGCCCCUGUUGAUGUCAAGUUCAGUGGACCCUCCGCAGGAGACGCCGUGAAAGACUUUGAAGUGAUCGAUAACUGUGAUUACUCCCACACCGUCCGAUACACUCCAGUCCAACAGGGCAAGAUGAAAAUAGAUGUGCAUUAUGGAGGAGACCCUAUUCCUAAAAGCCCAUUCUCUGUUGGGGUUGCUGCUCCUUUGGACCUGAGUAAGAUAAAGAUCAAUGGACUAGACAGUAGGGUGGAAGUAGGUAAGGACCAGGAAUUUAACGUAGACACGAAGGGUGCUGGUGGCCAAGGUAAAGUGGAUGUGAAAAUUACGAGUCCCAGCAAGAAACAUGUCCCUUGUUUGGUGGAGCCUGUUACCGGCAAGGAAUGCAGCUCUGUAAAGUAUAUCCCCAAGGAAGAAGGUGUGUACAAUGUGGAGGUAAACUACGAUGGAAACCCAGUACCUGGAAGUCCAUACAGUGUGGAAGCCACCUUACCUCCUGAUCCCACAAAGGUGAAAGCGUAUGGACCAGGCUUGAAAGGAGGCCUUGUUGGAAAACCAGCUGAAUUUACAAUUGAUACUAAAGGAGCAGGGACUGGAGGUCUGGGCUUAACUGUUGAAGGACCUUGUGAAGCCAAGAUUGAAUGUUCUGAUAAUGGUGAUGGUACCUGCUCAGUUUCAUAUCUGCCAACGACACCUGGAGAAUACUUUGUGAACAUUCUCUUUGAGGAGACUCAUAUCCCAGGGUCUCCAUUCCAGGCCGACAUCGAAAUGCCCUUUGAUCAUACUAAAGUAAUUGCAACUGGUCCUGGGUUAGACCACAGUAAAGUAGGGAAGGCUGGCUUGAUUCACGUGGACUGUUCACAAGCAGGUCCCGGAGUACUCACGAUGGAAGCAGUGUCUGAUUCUGGUUCCAAAGCGGAGGUCUACAUUCAGGAUAACAGCGAUGAAACCCAUAGCAUCACCUACGUUCCAAUGUUUGCUGGCAUGUAUACAUUGUCCAUGAAGUAUGGAGGAGAACAAGUGCCAAAGUUUCCAGCUAGGGUUAAGAUUGACCCAUCAGUGGAUACCAGUAAAAUCAAAGUGUUUGGACCUGGAGUGGAAGGAGAGGGCGUAUUUAGAGAAGCUACAACCAAUUUUACUGUGGAUGCCCGAUCUCUGACUCGAACCGGGGGGAAUCACAUCAAGACCAAGAUCUCAAAUCCAUCUGGAGCCUCCACAGAUUGCGAGGUCACAGAUAAGGGUGAUGGGACUUAUGAGGUGGAGUACACGCCUUUUGAAAAAGGUGUCCUCGCAGUGAAGGUAACCUAUGACGAUGAACCUGUCCCUAAAAGUCCAUUUAAAGUUGGCGUAACGGAAGGAUGUUUCCCUUCGCGUGUAAAGGCCGAGGGUCCGGGGCUCCAGGAGGCUCUUGCUAACAAACCAAAUGCCUUUUCUGUUAUCACACGAGGCGCUGGAAUUGGUGGUCUCGGAAUAACAGUCGAGGGUCCCUCAGAAUCCAAAAUGUCUUGUAAGGACAAUAAGGAUGGAAGCUGCAGUGUAGAAUAUAUUCCUUAUGCUCCUGGAGACUACGAUGUUAAUAUCACGUAUGACGGGGAACAAAUUCCAGGUAGUCCAUUCAAGGUUCCUGUAAAACAUAUCGUAGACCCCAGCAAAGUGAAAGUAUCUGGCAUUGGACUUGGAAAUGUUGUACGGGCUAAAAUUCCACAGCAGUUUACAGUAGACGCCAGCAAAGCUGGAAUUGCCCCUCUUAGUGUUGAAGUAACUGGACCAAGAGGCCAGGCACAGAGGUUGGAGAUAACAGAUAAUGGAGAUAGGACACACACUGUGGCCUAUACGCCAAGUGUCGAAGGUCCCUACACUGUUUCUGUCCAGUAUGCAGAGGAAGAGAUUCCUCGUAGUCCUUUCAAAGUUAAAGUUCUUCCUACAUAUGAGGCCAGCAAAGUGACGGCCAGCGGCCCGGGUCUGAGCUCCCAGGGGGUUCCUGCCAGUCUUCCCGUUGACUUUGCUGUUAAUGCUAAGGAUGCCGGAUUAGGAGACCUCUCUGUUCAGAUCACUAACCAGGAAGGUAAACCAAAGAAGGCUCAAAUCCUGGACAACAAGGAUGGAACCUAUGCCGUAUCCUACGUUCCUGAUAAAACUGGACGCUAUAAGGUUGCUGUAAAAUACGGUGGCGAGGACAUACCAUAUUCUCCGUACAGAAUUAAGGCAGUGCCCUCAGGAGAUGCCAGCAAGUGUACAGCUACAGGGCCUGGAAUCCAACCAGCUGUGAAGACCGGUGAAGAGGUUGGUUUUGUGGUUGAUGCCACCACUGCUGGAAAAGGAAAGGUGACUUGUAGCAUACUAGAUCCAGAUGGUCUAGAAUCCGAAGCCAAUGUCAUCGAGAAUGAGGAUGGAACCUACGACAUCUUUUACACCACUGCCAAAACUGGGCCCUACGUUAUUCACGUCUGCUUUGGUGGAGUGGACAUCCCCAACAGCCCCUUCACAGUUAUGGCUACAGAUAAAGUCCCAGUAGUGGCUCAGCAGCAGAGUGUUAGUGCCUGUCCCCCAGGCUAUGAACCCUUGGUGUCAGAAUCUGCUUAUGCACCGGUUGGUUCUAUGAAUGGUAUGGGAUUCAAGCCUUUCGAUCUGGUUAUCCCAUUUGACAUAAGGACUGGAGAGAUAACUGGUGAAGUCAUCAUGCCCUCGGGGAAGACCGCCCCUGCAGAUAUUGUUGCUAACAAGGAUGGCACUGUGUCUGUUCGUUAUGUACCGACAGAGACCGGACUCCAUGAACUACACAUCAAGUGUAAUGGAGUCCAUAUUCCAGAGAGCCCAUUGCAGUUUUAUGUUAACUAUCCCAACACCGCAAUUGUUUCCGCAUAUGGACCUGGUCUUAGCUAUGGUGUUGCAAACAGGACAGCCACAUUCACCAUUGUAACUGAAGAUGCAGGGGAAGGUUGCCUUGAUCUGGUCAUUGAAGGCCCCUCGAAAGCCGAAAUUAGCUGCAUUGACAGCAAGGAUGGGACAUGCAGUGUCACCUACCUGCCGACCUUACCUGGCGACUACAGCAUCCUGGUCAAAUACAACGAUACUCACAUCGCAGGAAGCCCAUUUAUCGCUAAAAUCACCGAUGACAGCAGGAGACGUUCCCAAGUCAAACUGGGGUCCACGGCCGAUUUCUUACUGGAUAUCAGCGAGACCGAUCUGAGCCUGCUGACGGCCAGCAUUAAGGCUCCAUCUGGUCACGAUGAGCCGUGUAUCCUGAAGAGGCUUCCCAAUAACCAUAUUGGUAUCGCUUUCAUUCCAAGAGAAGUAGGAGAACAUUUGGUUAGCAUCAAGAAAAAUGGUCACCAUGUUCCCAACAGUACUAUAUCCAUCAUGGUAUACCAGUCUAAGAUAGGAGAUGCCAGCAAGGUGAAGGUCUAUGGACCAGGGUUAACGACUGGAUGUACAUAUGAGAUGUCAGAUGUUGUGGUGGACACGAGAGAAGCUGGUUAUGGUGGACUCUCAUUAGCUGUCGAAGGACCCAGCAAAGUUGAUAUUCAAACUGAAGAUUUGGAUGAUGAUACCUGCCAGGUGUCUUACUGUCCAACCGAGCCAGGAAUUUACAUUGUAUCCAUCAAAUUUGCAGAUGAGCAUGUCCCAGGAAGCCCCUACACGGCCAAAGUAACUGGAGAAGGAAGGGUGAAGGAGAGCAUUACACGGCGCAUAAAGGCUCCUUCUGUUGCUACGGUGGGGGGCAUUUGUGAGCUUAAUUUAAAAAUUCCAGAAAUCAACAUGCAUGAACUGUCUGCUGAAGUCACCAGCCCCUCGGAAAGGACCGAUGAGGCCAAAAUAGUUGACCUUGGCCACAAUACCCGUUGCGUGCGCUUUGUUCCUCAAGAGAUGGGAGUGCACACCGUGAGCGUCAGAUACAGAGGGGAGCACGUGCCAGGAAGUCCUUUCCAGUUUACUGUGGGGCCACUUGGAGAAGGAGGAGCUGAGAAAGUCAAAGCUGGAGGCCCUGGCCUGGAGAGAGGAGAAGCUGGUAUUCCAGCUGAAUUCAACAUAUGGACACGGGAAGCAGGUGCUGGGGGACUUUCCAUUGCUGUCGAAGGGCCAAGCAAAGCAGAGAUUUCCUUUGACGACCGGAAGGAUAGAUCCUGUGGGGUUUCAUACGUUGCUCAAGAGCCUGGUGACUACGAAGUGAUCAUCAAGUUCAACGAUGAGCAUAUCCCGCAAAGCCCAUUCAUGGUUCCAAUCAUCGCCCCCUCUGAUGACGCCCGCAGGCUUACUGUCUCUAGUCUUCAGGAGUCUGGCCUGAAGGCCAAUCAGCCGGUGUCAUUUGCCAUCAGAAUGAAUGGCGCGAAGGGCAAGAUUGAUGCCAAGGUGCACAGUCCUUCGGGAGCUGUGGAGGAAUGCAAUUUUUCUGAGCUGGAACCAGAUAAGUAUGCAGUGCGUUUCAUUCCCCGGGAAAAUGGCACACACACUAUUGAUGUCAAAUUUAAUGGAAGCCACGUGCCUGGCAGCCCCUUCAAGGCGCGAGUGGGAGAACCAGGACAGGAGGGUGACCCAGCUCUUGUGACGGCGUAUGGCGCUGGACUGGACAGAGGUGUUACAGGUAAAUUAUCUGAAUUCACAAUCAACACUACUAAAGCUGGACCCGGGGCCCUUUCUGUCACCAUCGAAGGUCCUUCAAAGGUGACCAUGGAAUGUAAGGAGUGUCCUGAAGGAUACAGAGUGCUCUAUACUCCAAUGGCCCCUGGGAAUUACAUGAUUGGAGUGAAAUAUGGAGGCCCCAAUCACAUCCUUGGCAGUCCAUUCAAAGCUAAAGUAACAGGUCAGCGACUAGUCAGUGUUGGCGGUGUCAGUGAGACGUCAUCGAUAAUCGUGCAGUCCCGCGCCUCCACAGAGACCGUAUACAGUGCGCUGCCUAGGUUUGCUUCAGAUGCCAGUAAAGUCACAUCCAAAGGAGCAGGUCUGUCGAAAGCAUACUUGGGCCAGAAGAGCAGCUUCACUGUAGACUGCAGUAAAGCAGGUUCUAACAUGCUAUUAGUUGGUGUACAUGGGUCCACAAUACCUUGUGAGGACAUCUCAAUAAAACAUCUUGGAAGUAAGCAAUAUAACGUCUUCUACCACGUCAAGGAGAAAGGAGAUUACACUCUGGUUGUAAAGUGGGGAGAGGAACACAUCCCUGGCAGCCCCUUCCAUGUCACCGUCCCAUAAUGUAGAGAACCUCCCAAAUCAGGAUUCAGCAAGGAGAAGAGAUUGUCGUCAUUUGAUCGCGCGGAGCUGACAUCUGCAGAUUGUAUGAAGUGGAAAGACUUCCAGUGUAAUUUUAUAUGUGACUCUUUUUUUAUACUAGGGAAUUGGAAAAAUUGUAUGUGUGUUUUAGGUGUCAAUUUGGUAAUUUAAUAGCAAAUCUCUACUGCUGGAAGGGCUUAUUAUUUAUACUUGUCGAUAUUGUGUAACUCCUCCGAUGCCAAGUAGAAUAACCUGUUCCUGGUAAAUUGAAUGAAUCAUUUAAGAAGGGGACCAAUGACAUUUGUCUAAGGAUCAAUAUGAAAUAAAACUGGAAUUAUUUC